This is a messenger RNA of Arachis ipaensis, 1674 nucleotides long. RefSeq names its product disease resistance protein RUN1. Lineage: Eukaryota; Viridiplantae; Streptophyta; Magnoliopsida; Fabales; Fabaceae. Gene Ontology annotation, biological process: signal transduction; defense response. The record is from RefSeq and is a predicted model, not a curated record. Gene Ontology annotation, molecular function: ADP binding; protein binding.
GAGUGGCCUGAAAUUACUCAUACUUCCCAAAGGAAAUUUUUCCGGAAGCCUGCAUUUUCUUUCUAAUGAGUUGGGAUAUCUUGAUUGGAAAGAAUAUCCUUUCACAUAUUUGCCAUCAAACUUUCAGCCAAAUAAACUAGUUAAAUUAAUCCUUAAGUAUAGCAACAUCAAAGAACUCUGGGAGGGAAUAAAGGAUCUACAUAACUUGACACAUAUGGAACUAUGUCAUUCCAAAAUUCUGGUAAAGAUACCAAAUUUAUCACAGGCCCCAAAUCUUGAGCACCUAGAUCUUGAAGGAUGUGUUAAACUUGUUCACCUUGAUGCUUCCACUGGUUCUCUAGAAAAGCUUCAUUUUUUGAAUCUGAAAAACUGCAGAAGUCUUGUUAGUAUUCCCAAUAGCAUAUUUUGUCUUAAUUCACUGUAUGAUUUAAAUCUAUCUGGCUGCAAGAGAUUGUUUAAAUAUCAGUUGUUAGAGAAAUCCAGGCCAAGUAAGCAAUUGAAUGCGGGUCAAAGUGUAGAAAGGCACAUGACAUCAUCCAUACGCAAAACUCUUACAAGGCCUCUCCAGUUUUUGUCUUCUAGAAGGCGUGCCAAUUCAGUUGGUUUGUUGGUGCCUUCUGUGUCUCGUUUCCCAGCUUUGGUAUCUCUUGAUAUAAGUUUCUGUAAUCUGAUUCAAAUCCCUGAUGCUAUUGGACUGUUACGUUGUUUAGAAGAUUUAAACAUAGGGGGGGAACAAUUUUGUGACGCUACCUCAUUGCAUCAAGGAACUUCCCAAGCUGACUUGGUUGAAUUUGGAGCACUGUAAGCAUCUAAAGUGGAUGCCUAGUACCCUUUUGCCGAUACGAGGAGGUAGCAAUGGAGGAAUAUUUGUUUACAACUGCCCCAAUUUGAGUGACACGGAAGGUUGUCGUGUGACAGUUAUUUCAUGGAUGAUAAAAAUGAUUCAGGUGAACAUGCAAUGCCCUUUAAUUAAAUGCAAAUUUGAAGUUGUUAUUCCAGGAAAUGAAAUUCCAAGGUGGUUCAAAAAACAGAAUACGGGUGAUUCAGUGAUCUUGGAUCCAUAUCCCAUUCUGGAUGACAAUGAUUGGAUUGGCAUUGCUGUUUGUGCAACAUUUGUUUCACAUCAUGCUCCAACUCAAUUGUUUGAAGAAACAAUAGAUCAUCAAGAUCUAAUUAGUUUUGGUUUUCGUUGUACUCGUUCUGAUGGGAACAUUUAUUCCCGAGUUCCAAUAUGUCUUAAGAAAGAUUUGAUCACAACUGAAGUAGAUCAUAUGUUAAGUUUUAUCUCCCGGGAAGUUUUCAUUAAUUUUUAUGCAAGUCAUAUAAAAGAAGGAGCAUCAGAUCUUCAUGGUAUUAAAUUGCAUGCCGCAAGUGAUUAUCCAGAAGAAGUAGUAGAAGUGAAGAGGUGUGGUUACCGUUGGGUAUUUAAGGAAGAUUUGGAACAAUUUAACCCAACUAUGAUGUUUAGCGCCAAUUCUUCAGUUCAGAGUCCGAAGCACAAGUUUCUGGCAAUUGAAGAUCAGCAAUAAAUAGCAUUCUCUUAUUGUUUAAUGGUUCAGUUCUUCUAGUGGCUUUUGCUUUACAUUUACAAAUGUGUUAUUGUAAUUUAAAUCUUUUUUAAUUAAACUACUAUAACAUAAACAUCAAUCAAUCAAGUUCUUAAUUCUGCAGGUA